AAAGUGAUGAUGCCACACUGCCAGAUGGGGUUUCCCUAUUGAUACUUUACAGUGACAUCAUGCUGGGGGCUUUUUACAUGGAUCUGUAUGGAGAAAUGUUCAGCUGUUGCCAUGAGAGAUGCUGCUGCUCCUGGUGGUUGCCCUCCUGCUGCUCUUCUGCAGUCUGGAUGUGUGGUACUUCCUUCGGGGGGUGCAGGUGUUUUUGGAGGCCUGCUUUCAGCCUGGUGUCUCUGACAUUUUAGCCCAACAAACCGUGGAUGGCCUGGUCACUACUCAUGACUUGGACUACUUGGGUCACAUGAACAACUCCCGAUACUUGAGGGAGUGUGACUUUGCAAGAUUUCACCAUUAUGUAAGAAAUGGCUUCUUCACUGCGUCGCGUAAACUAGGGGCCAAAAUGGUGGUAGGGGCCUCUACUAUAAGGUAUAGGCGAUCCUUGAAUUUUCGUGAAGCCUUUUCGAUCCGGACCAAAGUGCUGGGUUGGGACGAUAAGGCGUUUUACUUGGAGCAGCGGUUCGUUUCCAAAAAGGAUGGCUUUGUGUCAGCCAUAAUGCUCUGCAGGCAGAAUGUGGUGAGCAGCAGUCCAGAGGAGAUUAUUGAGUAUGUCUGCAAGAAAAAGAUUGAAUGUCCUGAGUUUCCUGAGGACCUUAAACAUUGGAUCAACUAUAUUACAGCCAGCAGCCAGGCCCUGAGAGCAGAGAGUGGACUGGAGAACAAAAACAAGUGACACUGCUACUGUUUGAGACCUUAAAGUAGUAUUACCUUAUUAUUUCUGGCACGCACAUGUAGAUGCACAAACAAUAGAGUCUUUAUUUAUUCCUCUGAGAAAAUCCUGCUGACAAUGUAUUUUUCUAUUUUAUGAUAUGGGAGCAGAAGGGUACAUUAUUGAGUUAUAUUCAAGAAGGUAUUCUUGUAGGUUGCACUGUUCUUGACCAGCUUUAGACUCUCAAUAGUUUUAGCAGCAUGUAAAAACGUAUCAAGUCCAUCUACAUCAGUGCAUGUUUUGAAAUAUUUUGUGCCUGACUACUAUCUUUAGUUUAGGGGCUUAUAAGUAACACAUUACAUUUUACCAACAGCUACCGUAGUCAUUAUAAGAAAACGAAUACUUGAAAACUACUAUAAUAGUAUAAGUGGUGAGACAGCUAUUUUAUCUUGACUGUCAGAAGUUUGCACAACAUAGAAGAUUAUUCAAAAUGGACUGAUACUUGAGCCAGUUUAUUUUUUGCAUAAGUUUAGAUUUUUAAAGGGUGGGUCGCUUCCUAUUUUCUGCAUGUAAAGAGCUUGUUAGAUGAAGAGAAAUAUAUCAGCACUGAAAUCCUUCCCUUUAAUGCAUCAAAACUUAAGUUGAUGACCAAAGUAAUGUAUGUUUAUGUUAAAGAUGUCGUGUCGUAAUGUUAUUUAUCAACAGCACUUAACAUUUCUUGUCAUGUCAUCCUAAAUUAUUCAUAAUUUAUUGAGAUGUUUUAUGUAUCAUAGCAGCUAUAGGAUGUCUUGUGUUUAUUAUCAAUAUGCAUUUCAAAAUAAAUGCAUUCUGACAACA
Boleophthalmus pectinirostris (great blue-spotted mudskipper) is the source of this 1540-nucleotide messenger RNA. Its product is annotated as protein THEM6-like. The record is from RefSeq and is a predicted model, not a curated record. NCBI's taxonomy places the organism in Eukaryota, Metazoa, Chordata, Actinopteri, Gobiiformes, Gobiidae.